Molecule: messenger RNA, 1134 nt
Organism: Symsagittifera roscoffensis
Lineage: Eukaryota; Metazoa; Xenacoelomorpha; Acoela; Convolutidae
Exons: 5
Coding region: 93-938 (281 amino acids)
Source: RefSeq, a predicted model, not a curated record
AACAUUAAGUGGCAAACAUUGUCAUUGCUAAUAAAUAGUUUAUCUUCAAUACCUUCAAUUGAGAAAGAACUGAUUGUUUCAGCUCAUCAGAAAUGUCAGCGGCAAUUCUAUAUUUCACCUUUUUUGCAGUGGUCUUUAAUGUUGCCUUCUCCUUCUUGUACAGAGAAGAACCAGAAACUGCCUGGGAAUCUCUUGUAUUCGUUCUGCCAAACGAACAUCUGGCACGUGGAGGCAGAUGCAAAACGCACAGCCAGUUCUACUGUCUGGACAAGUACAUCACAGAGAACAGUUAUGAAAUGGUGGAGUUGAACGAAGUGAUCAGAGACGACAGAGCCGCACAGUUUACAGAGCUCAUCAACCACCAGUGGAGACGCAUAAACAUGGUCGACACCAUGAUAGACCCCAGCAACUGCUGCUACGACCAAACAACAACCUACAUUGUGUAUGGAUUACAAAAUAAACGGAUGGGCCCUCUGCAGUACAUGAGGAAACUAACGGAUUACUGGAAUGAAGAUAAGCCACUCAACUACAUUGCGGCCUACUAUUCGCCAAUUCAUUGCUCAAACAUUAUUUUUUCUCUCGGCUUUGGACCUGGAGACCUUAAACGAGACCCUCACGGUGACUUUUUAAGGGGAGCAGCCUACUCAAUUCCAGGAUUGCAUGCAGAUUCUAAAGCAGGCAUUCCCGGCAUACCCUCUGUCGCUUUCAAUUACCACAACCCUGGAGCUCAACUGACGUUCCAGUGGUUUAAACAUCACAUUAUGUGUCAGGACCACCCCUGGAUAUGUGGAGAAGAGCCUCCAGACAGAUACUCGAGUGACAGGUCAGCCUCAGACAUGAUAGUACAUGAUAAUGAGCAGUCGCCAGGGUCCAAACGUCUAAGAGAUCAAGGAGAUUCCAGUGGCACAGGGUCCGCUACUAAGCGCCGCCCAAGGUAGAGCUGAAUAAAAAACAGAAAUUCAUUGGGAAAUAUAGAAAAACUCUGAUCUUAGAAACCCAUAUCAACAAUGGAAUAAUUUCGAAAGCUUUGCAAAAACUGUUUAAAAAUUUCAAUGAUUUGAAGCAAUGUAAUUUGAAUGCUACGAAAGUUAGCUGCAACUCAAACUUUUUGAACUUUCGUGAAUUGAUUUUGAC